UUGGAAAUCAGUCGUUCGCCGGUUGCGAGAUUAUCAUGUUGUGUGCAGUUCCGCGCUCCUUCUCGGCUCUUAAACAAGGAUUACAAGUUUUCGAUUCGAUCUCAGACUUCUUCUGUUAUCAUGUAACCAACCCGCGUUCAAGUGCGAUUGGAAAAUUGUUGUGAAGUGUUGAAACUUUUGGAGGGAUUUCUCAAAACUUGAAAAAACUUGUGCUCAAUUUUAGGAUGAUACCACUCUGUGACAAACAAUGUGAUAAAAGUUAUUCAUGAAAACAGCAGGAAUAUUUUCAAGUGAUCACCUGGAUACACCUGGGAUGAUCAAGGAAUAAUCACGCAUUUGGCGUCUUGGUGCUAAUUCGACACCGUACUUGAUACGCUGACACACCUGAUUUGUCGACUGCUGCACCAUUAUCAAAGCGUUCAUGGCUUGCCGAAUCUUCUGAGGAUGGUGAGACUGCACUUCGGCGAGCCAAGCGAGACUGCUUCCAACCGACCAACACCCUCGUCACCGCCUUCCCAUGACAAUGGGCGAUACCAUGCGUCUCGAACAUGAGCAGAUCGACCUGAGGACCAACAACAACAACAACAACAACAACAUCAGCAACAACAACAACCAUCAUCCCUACAUCAAGGAGAAGAGCGGCGUGAGGAAACGGAGGAGGCUCAACCAGGUUGUUGAUAAGCUAGUCACACUGAACAACAACAACUACUCAACAACAGUUAACCAUUUGAACAACAACAACAACGAGACCAUCAGGCGGAAGGUGUCUAUGUUGAAGCAAGAAGAGAUGGCGCCCCUAGAUUGUCCCCUAGUUUCUGAAGAUGAGGAUGUGUUCAGCCCAGCAUCUUCGAACAAAUCCCCCCACAGUUCCAACACAGACUCGCCCAAAAUCAGUUUCAGUCCGUUGAGGUUCAAGGAUAGCAGCGUGGAGGAAGACUCAACCAUGCCAUCACAGACAGGAUGCUCCUGUACCAGUUGUAUCCCGAACUACCCUGGGUCACCUGCGUCACCUUUACCAGCUCCCGUCUACAACUUCGAGCAUUAUAUUACCUCCAAGUACCUGCCAGAUUUGAUCCGUCGGAGGAGUCAUUCAGACUCAGAUUUGCCACCUGUCUGGGCCAUGGAAACUGCCAAAACUGAACCAGGUCUUGAAAGGACAUCGACAACCACCACUCCUCGACCAAUCCCACAUCCCGUCAGGCAUGCGUCCUUGGAUUGGGACAGGACGUCACCUCAAGAUUCACCCCUAGAUCUGUCUAUGAAGACAGGGUUGAAGGAACCUCCCUUACAACUCUUCCCCUACGGUUUCCUACCAUCUUGGGGGUCAGUUUCAGUACCAGUUGUGAAAGGGGAUGUAGCCUCCCCUACAACAAAGGAAAGUGUUGCUGUAUGGUACAACCUUGAGGUAUCACCUGUGGUUGAAGAGAUGCCUCCAGGCUCCAACGUCGCAUACAUUUGUCCAGUCUGCGGCCAAAUGUUCAGUCUACACGAUCGACUAGCCAAACACAUGGCGUCCCGACACAAAAGCCGUACACAAUCUAGCGACUCUACCGCAAAAGCGUACCUCUGCGAAGUUUGCAACAGAUCGUUCGCGAGAAGCGACAUGUUGACACGACACAUGCGUCUCCACACAGGCAUUAAACCCUACACAUGCCUCGUGUGUAAACAGGUCUUCUCAAGGUCUGAUCAUCUCUCCACGCACCAACGCACGCACACGGGGGAGAAGCCAUACAAAUGUCCGCAGUGUCCGUAUGCGGCCUGCAGACGGGACAUGAUCACAAGGCACAUGAGGACGCAUGCACGGUAUGAGCCCGGGGAAGAACCGCAUACGCCGUCUGCAUCACCCACCAGUAUGAACCCCCCUACACCUGCUGAGACGUAGGCAUUUCCCUCAUGUCCAUCUGUGUUCAUAGUAAUACAAUGGUGAUACCAUAGACAAACGAUAGCAUGAGAGGCUAAUAUUAGACAGAUCAGCAAUUUGCAGAUAUAGUAUUCAAAUUUAAUUCAAUUUGAAGUUUCAAUAUCUCAAAAUAUCUCACUCUUUAAGGUUGCUUGGAGGACAGGACCCAGAGUCCUAGCUCCGCCCUUAAUAAAGACAAUUAUUCAUUUAUUAUCAUUCUUUUUUCUAGAGCUACUGAGAGUAUUUAUAGUUUAUUCAUAAUUCAUUAGUAAACUGGAACUAAAAGUACAAAGAAAUAGUAUGUAGAUAAUAAUCGGCUUGAACAACUAGUGGGAUUUGGAACACAAACGAUCGAAAGCAUUGGAUAUCUAUCUCCUUGUGCUAUCUUUUCUCUAUGGUGACACUAAUGUAUCUCUAUGUCUGUGUUGUACUCUGUGUUCGUAUCAUCACACUCCAUCUAAUUCAUCAAAGCUUUUGAGUGUUGUAAACGCAUGCAAAAUCGUAAACGUAAACGUUGUUGUGUGUACAAGAUGUGUGUUUUAUAAAACAAUCUCUGUAACUGUGUUGGAGAGGGUGGAUAUUUUACACAAUAUUUGUGUUCAUUUUGACACCAGGAUCAAAUAAUUAUUUUAAAAUUGUGUGUGUUUUCAAAAUUGACAUUGAAGUAUUGAAACGAUGAGGAAUCACUGAAUAUGAGAGAUCAAUCAUAAAUGCUGUUAGAAUUCAUUUUUGAGAAUUUGAGGUAUUCUCGUGGAAUAAACGAAAUAAAGUACAAAAAGUUUCAAGCAUUACGAGAUCUCUAACAAUUACUUGCAUCAUGAUGAUAAAUUCAUGACUAGUGACUGUUUCAAAAAUGAAAAAAUAAUGAUUCUAAUCGACUGAAGUUUCAAUUAUCUAAAGAUUCAAUCAGCUGGAGAAUGAAUUAUCAUAUUCAUAUUGAUCCGAUCAACUCACUGAUCAAUUCAAGAAGCACUUGUGAGAAGAAUCAG
Messenger RNA from Nilaparvata lugens (brown planthopper), 2889 nucleotides. It is a transcript of the gene klu, whose product is annotated as early growth response protein 1. The record is from RefSeq and is a predicted model, not a curated record. NCBI's taxonomy places the organism in Eukaryota, Metazoa, Arthropoda, Insecta, Hemiptera, Delphacidae. Bases 518 to 1882 code for a protein of 454 amino acids. Gene Ontology annotation, biological process: regulation of transcription by RNA polymerase II. The transcript has 3 exons. Gene Ontology annotation, molecular function: DNA-binding transcription factor activity; RNA polymerase II cis-regulatory region sequence-specific DNA binding.